UCUGAAACACUCCUCUUUCAGUCCUCUCUCUCCCUCUCUCUCCCUCUCUCUUGUUCUAUAUAAUCACUUACUCUGUAAUAUCCUCUCCCCACUCAUAGGAAGCAUGAACAUGAAGGUGCACCAGCUCACACGUGGGUUCUGGGAUCAUGAACCCUCACUCACACUUGGCUGCAAGCGCCUCCGACCUCUUGCUCCCAAGCUCACUGGUACUACUACUAAUACUACCACUACUACUACUACUACUAGUACUAGUGCUGACACCAUCAUCCCUUCCCUUGAUAUCAAGAGCUUCAUCAAGCCUGAUAGUGGACCUCGGAAGGCUGGAUCCAAUGAAGAGAAGCGAGACACUACUCAGGUGGAGGCACAAUCGGGUGGGACGAGGUGGAACCCAACACAGGAACAGAUUGGGAUCCUAGAGAUGCUGUAUAGAGGUGGAAUGAGGACGCCGAAUGCGCAACAGAUAGAGCAAAUCACAGCUCAACUGGGGAAGUUUGGGAAAAUAGAAGGGAAGAAUGUGUUCUAUUGGUUCCAAAACCACAAAGCAAGAGAGAGGCAGAGGCAGAAGCGCAACAGCCUUAGUUCCACUCAUUCUCCAAGGACCCCUCCUGUGACCACCACUAUCACCUUGGAUGCCAAUAGGGAGAUAGAAAGGGAGGAAGAGAGCCAGUACAAGAGGAAGCAGAGAAGCUGGGGAGUAGAAUGGAGCGGGGAAGAGGAGGAAAGUAGAUGGAGUAGUGGAAGUGAGGAAGGAGACGAUAAGACUCUGGAGCUCUUCCCUUUACACCCGGAAGGCAGAUGAAAGAGUUCUCCAAGUUCCCAAAACUUUGGUUUUCUUUCAUGUGAAAUGUCAAUUUGCUUUGCUUUGCUCUCUCUCUCUCUCUCUCUCUCUCUCUCUCUCUUCUCUCUUUCUUUACUUCGGGAAAGAAGAAAGUGAAGUUGAGUUCUGUUGUAAAACUGUAUACUCUCUCUCUCUCUCUCCCCCGUGAAUUAUUCUUCUCCAGCCGAGGCGCUUGCAGUGAGAAAACCACUCUUUAUUCUUCA
This is a messenger RNA of Macadamia integrifolia, 1041 nucleotides long. RefSeq names its product WUSCHEL-related homeobox 4-like. The record is from RefSeq and is a predicted model, not a curated record. Lineage: Eukaryota; Viridiplantae; Streptophyta; Magnoliopsida; Proteales; Proteaceae. Gene Ontology annotation, cellular component: nucleus. The transcript is spliced from 3 exons. Gene Ontology annotation, biological process: procambium histogenesis; cell division; phloem or xylem histogenesis. The coding region runs from base 104 to 799 and encodes 231 amino acids. Gene Ontology annotation, molecular function: DNA-binding transcription factor activity; DNA binding.